UGUUCUGAUGUCACACUGGGCUACAACAGCUCAAGGGCUAUCUCCAUCCUACAGAUAUGUAGUGAAAUCAGGAACUUCAGAUACGUCGAAGGGAAGAAAUCACCUCCAGACCUUUUGAGGGAAAGUAUGAAAACUAAUUAGGGUCCUUCCUGUCCUGAGGUCAAUCAUUGCAAAGGGCCUUCAAGGAGUUCUGUUUUAAUUUUAAAAACAGGAUCGAUGUUUUAAUUUUUAUUUAUUUUUAUUUUGUUUGAUGUCUUUUUACAAAGCUGGAUAACUGAAAUUAGAAAAUUAGUUCACAAAGAAGUUGACUGAAUGUUGCAAACUUGCAAGAUGGAAGGAUUUUCCCUCAUUUCCCCUCCCUCUGAAGAUCUGAUAUCCUAUGAGUCAGACAUCUACAGGCAGUCCCAUGACAGUUACCAGUAUCUGAACAGUGAUGCAGAUAGUCAUGGCGCAGGUGAAUUGUUUUUAUGUCCAUCAGACCACUGCUGGGAAUAUCACCCCCACCACCUGCACCCGGAGUUUGAGACCUUUGGGGACAACCACUUUGCAGAGCUCCAAAGCGUCCAGCCACCUCAGUUGCAGCAGCUGUACCGGCAUAUGGAGAUAGAACAGAUGCAUGUUCUAGAUCCUGGGAUCCCUGCCACACACUUUGGGAUCAACCACAACCAUCAGGUUACAUUUGUGCCUCGUACCGUGUGUGUGUAUCCCUCUCACCACCGCAGUUCGGAUGACGAAGACCCAGACAGACAGAGUCCACCACUGGAAGUAUCAGAUGGGGAGACUGAUGUUAGGGAACCUGGCCCUGGGAUUAUAAGUGGAGAAGCAGGCAGCAAAAAGAAAAUCCGACUGUACCAGUUUCUUCUUGACCUGCUUCGAAGUGGAGAUAUGAAAGAUAGCAUCUGGUGGGUGGAUAAGGAUAAGGGCACUUUCCAGUUCUCCUCCAAGCACAAAGAAGCACUGGCUCACCGCUGGGGCAUUCAGAAAGGCAACCGCAAGAAAAUGACCUACCAGAAGAUGGCACGGGCACUGAGAAACUACGGCAAGACUGGGGAGGUCAAGAAGGUCAAGAAGAAGUUGACCUAUCAGUUUAGUGGAGAGGUGAUGGGAAGGAGUGGUAUGGAUAGGAAGCACUAUAGUCUUUGAAGGAGAGACCCCGGAAUAAUGAAAAGCCAGAUAAUAAAGACACAUGAGUUGGACUUAGCAGCAGAGGUUGCCAAACACAUCUUUUACUAUGCUUCCAAAGCCCUCAUCUCUAUCUCACUGAGGCGAAAUUUCAACAGUGUUUCUGGUACGAAUUCCCUUCUUCAGCUUUGAAAUUCCUACAGAACCCAAAUGCAACAGGUUGGACACCGCAGGGAUUUUCUUUUUUUUAAGGGAAUGUAUAGAUAUAUUAUUUUCAGAAAAUAUUUCAUUGUGCUGUAAUUAAGAUUUGCAGCUGACGAAGUUUUUUGUCCUUCACAGGCAAGUCGCAUUUCACCUUCAAAGACUCUGCCUUAGCUUACAGCUUAAAACUAGCAUUAAUACAGGCUCUGCUAUAGUUCUCCAUGGCUAGAGAGAAGUUUGCAGAUCUUGGGAAUAUCUUACUGUGCAAAUAUUAAUAACGUGUAAAUAUUUAAUAAAAUCAGGUUUAAGAAAAGCGUAUUCCUGAAUUAAUCUGUAAUGGCUCAUCAGUAAGUCUUGCAAUCACUUAGUAUCUAUCCACAACACAGACUUAUUAUUAAUUAAUCUGUAAUGGUGCAUAUCUACAGCCCAGAUUUAUUAUUAAUCAUUCAAGCAUAAAAUGGUUAAAUUGUAA
Podarcis raffonei (Aeolian wall lizard) is the source of this 1795-nucleotide messenger RNA. It is a transcript of the gene SPI1, whose product is annotated as Spi-1 proto-oncogene. The transcript is spliced from 5 exons. Bases 313 to 1143 code for a protein of 276 amino acids. Gene Ontology annotation, cellular component: nucleus. Lineage: Eukaryota; Metazoa; Chordata; Lepidosauria; Squamata; Lacertidae. The record is from RefSeq and is a predicted model, not a curated record. Gene Ontology annotation, biological process: regulation of transcription by RNA polymerase II; cell differentiation. Gene Ontology annotation, molecular function: DNA-binding transcription factor activity, RNA polymerase II-specific; sequence-specific DNA binding.